Molecule: messenger RNA, 1428 nt
Organism: Impatiens glandulifera
Lineage: Eukaryota; Viridiplantae; Streptophyta; Magnoliopsida; Ericales; Balsaminaceae
Product: arp2/3 complex-activating protein rickA-like
Exons: 4
Coding region: 1-1428 (475 amino acids)
Source: RefSeq, a predicted model, not a curated record
AUGGCCGCAAUCGUCACCGGCACACCGGUAAACUGGUCCCGGGUGCUGUUCGACACCUUGGUUUGGAUGAUUAACGUCCAGUCAGUCAGUCUCAUUCCCCAAAUGAGCACCCUCCUGGUGGAACUCGGUGUUCCAACUUGCCCUGGCGAAGGCCUGAACCAGGCUCAGGAAAUAGAGCGGCUGGAAGCCAUAUGCAAUCUAAAAGAAGUACCGGUAUAUACCGCUCCAGUCAUCGAAGAAUUUCCAAUUGACUGGACAACAACCUCAAGAGAAGACACCGAGACACCGAGGGACAUUGAGACACCGAUACAGGACAAUGCUGAAAUACCGACUUCAAAGACUGUUGAGGUACAAAGUUUAGAAAAUGUCGAGGUUCCAAACUCAGAAAUUGAGGUAAUAAACUUAGAGGAUUCGGCUCAAUUAGAACCUCCAAAUGAAGAGGAGGCACCGAUAAAUCUUGAUGAAAGAGCCGAUCCUAAUCCGACCGAGCAGUCCUCUCCCACUCCACCACCGGAAGCUACUGUUUCAGUUCCUCCUAAGGAAUGGAUUGAAGACCGGCUUCAAGAAUUUGAAGCAUCCGUUUCGGGACGGAUUGGUGAGCAACUUAAGAAAUUUGAAGUGUCCACAUCGGGGCAGGUUGAAGACCGGCUUCAGAAAUUUGAAGCAUCAAUAUCAGAGCAGAUUGAUGACCGCAUACUUGAACACAACGUCUCUAAGCUUCAACCGCUCAAGGAUAGAUGCGAGAACGUUUUCGAUUCGGCCAUGCAGUUCGCCGAUGUGACAAAGAAGGUUGUGGAUCACCAUCAAGCGCGCCUAGCGGAACUCAGCACCGGACUAUGGGAAGAGGCCGGUGAGCGAGAAAAUUGUGCUCAUCAUAUUAUAGCUCUGGAGGGUCUCACUUCGGAAUUAAAGAAGGAUUUCGAACGGGUUGAUCCGACAAUUGAACGAGUCUCGGUACUGGAAAAGAAAAACGAAGAUCUCGUGGCCGAAGAAAGGCUGGACGCCGAAGUCAACAAAGACAAAGAGGCGCCGCGAGCGACUCCGCUGACCGAGGAAGAAGUAGAGGCCGAGAGAAUAAGAAGGGCUGAGAUCAUGUAUCCAGGGUAUGCUGAGCAAAUAGCAAGACAAGCUGCGGAUGAUGCCGAACGGCUGGAGAGACAAAAACGUGGGCUGGAAGAGUUCUCCGAAGCAAACAAGAAGAAAAAGAAAGUGGCCCCCUCUGCUUCAGCACCGGUCGUCUCCGCCUCAGCAUCAAAGAAAAGAAAGAAGCCGGCUAGUAAGAAAACUCCACCACCUCCACCCCCACCCCCACCUCCACCUCCAUCGCAGCCAGCUCCACCACCACCGCCGAAGCCACCACCGCCGAAGCCACCACCGCCACCGGUUGCCCCAGCCAUGUUGAUGCUGACAAAAUGGGCGGCUGUAUGA